Molecule: messenger RNA, 3344 nt
Organism: Sebastes umbrosus (honeycomb rockfish)
Lineage: Eukaryota; Metazoa; Chordata; Actinopteri; Perciformes; Sebastidae
Gene: dcun1d4
Product: DCN1, defective in cullin neddylation 1, domain containing 4 (S. cerevisiae)
Exons: 11
Coding region: 531-1226 (231 amino acids)
Biological process (GO): positive regulation of ubiquitin-protein transferase activity; protein neddylation
Cellular component (GO): ubiquitin ligase complex
Molecular function (GO): cullin family protein binding; ubiquitin conjugating enzyme binding; ubiquitin-like protein binding
Source: RefSeq, a predicted model, not a curated record
AUAGUUGUUUUGUUAAUGCAUGGGAGUUGUAGUUUAUUAUCCAACCUGGAGCUUUGGUUUAAAUGGCCUCUUUGGAGGAAAUGGACUACAACACCCAUGAACCCAACUCUCUAGAUACUUUGUAAACUCUGUGCAAGUUGCGCGUCUGUACUGCUAUUUUAGGUAUGCAGCUAGUGCUAUCUGCUCGGCUCUCUCUGUGUGUGUUUUUGGCCUCUAAAAGAUAUAAAAUAAUCGAGGUUUGAUGACAGCUUCUGAUCUGGUGAUGCAUAGAAUAGAUGACAUUUGUGCGACGAGGUAGCAUGCAUGAACUAAUCAUGAUCCGUGUUUAGAGGAAUGCAUUUAGAGUCACUCCCUGUGUGCGAGAUUUUUUCUGUCGUUUUUCUGAGUAGAAAUGACACUAAAAUUUACAGCUGAAUUCCCACUUGACUACACUGGCCAGCAUCCAUAAGAUCCACCACACCUUGCACAGGCUGAACCUGACAGAAGACGUUGGACAGGAUAGCCACCCCUCAGCUUGUUGCUCUAGAGCCAUGCCUCCAAGGAAAAAGAGGAGACCCUCAGCUGGAGAUGACAUGUCAGCCAAGAAAAGUCGCCAGGACAGCGUUUUCAGAAAACAUGAAACAUCACAAAUCCGCGAGGAGGAGACGUUUUCCAGUAAAAGAUGCUUGGAGUGGUUCUACGAAUAUGCAGGUUGUGAUGACGUGGUGGGUCCAGAGGGCAUGGAGAAGUUCUGUGAGGACAUCGGAGUGGAGCCGGAGAACGUGGUGAUGCUGGUUCUAGCUUGGAAGCUGGACGCCCAGAGUAUGGGAUACUUCACUCUGCAGGAGUGGCUGAGAGGCAUGGGCUCGCUGCAGUGCGACUCUACGGAGCGGCUGAGGAACUCGCUCGACUACCUGAGAUCUGUCCUGAACGACAGCACCAGUUUUAAACUCAUUUAUAGAUACGCCUUUGAUUUCGCUCGGGAAAAGGAUCAGAGGAGUUUGGACUUGAACACAGCCAAGUGCAUGCUGGGGCUUCUGCUGGGAAAGACGUGGCCUCUGUUUCCUGUGUUUAAUCAGUUUCUAGAGCAAUCCAAGUACAAAGUCAUCAACAAAGACCAAUGGUGCAACGUUUUAGAGUUCAGCAGGACAAUCAACCUGGACCUCAGUAACUACGACGAGGACGGUGCCUGGCCAGUUUUGUUGGACGAAUUUGUGGAAUGGUACAAGGAGAGACAGAUGUCAUAGGCGCCGAGUGAAAUGGGAAAAAUAAAUACAACUGUGACAACAACGACUAUGAGAAUCAACAACCAAUAAGUAAACAAUACAAACAUGGUAAAGCAGUGACUGUGGGUGCUUCCUGGUGGAGGAGGAGGGGGUUCUGUGGGGUGGGCGAGGGUGGGGUUCGCUGGGUUUGCAGCCUGGGAGCAUGCUGCCCAGAGCGCGGAGGCGGAGGGGCUGCCAUUGUGGAAGUUAUGUUCCCUACCGAAAGUUGCAUAGUGGGCAAAGCUUGCAGCAAUCCCCCCCCCAUCCCCCAAGCGGCAUUGCUCUCUCUCUCUCACUGUGACAUGUCAUAUUGCUGUCUGUGUUAGGAUAACAUGGUAUCACGAGUGGACGACGGAAGCUAAAACGGUGUUGUGUGGGAGAACCUCACCCCCCCCUUUUUGUCUUCAGCACAGAGAAACCAACAGUGACCAUUCAUGCAUCGUGUCUGAGUCUUAAAACGGGGGUCACUUUGACCCGGGCACAUUUAAAUAUUAUAUAUAUAUCUGUGCAAUGGACUUUUCUGGGACGGAUGGCACUUAACUAUUGUUUGUCAUAUUUUGAGUUGGAUAUAAGUUCUUCAAGAAGCACACUGUGUCAAAUGGGUGAUAUAUGCAGGUUUCUGGUGCCUGUGCUGUUUACUGAUUUGUGCCAGUUUUUUCUUCUUCUUCGUUCCUCCUGCUAAUGCUAACGGUUUGCUAACCCUCUCCCCCCUCCCCUCCCUCUGCAAAAGGCUUCAGACCUCAUAACACCAAACAAAUCAGCAUUGCUGCUUACUAACUCUUAUUACAGUACAGCGGUGAGCCACUAGUGCUCUGAUCAGCAUUUAUCGGUCCGACGACGGCCGAUUAAUGUAUCUACGUUGUGUAGGUAAGAGUAUUAUUGUGCCUCAAAACAUGGAAGUCACUUUGUGUGUCCCACACACACACACACACACACACACACACACAGACACACACACACAUACCAACAAACCCAAAUGUAUAUACACAUGUGAGAACACACACACAGACACACACUGAGUGGUCAGGGAUUACUUCAGGAUGAAUUCAGACUGUUUGGGCUGUGUUAUAAGUUGAGCUUGUUGGUGUCCCAUUUUGUCUUGAUAUCUGUUUUGUCCUCCUUAGUCCACUGAUAGUUUCAGGUCUCUUACUACUAGUAGCAUCUCUCCUUGACACUGACAGUGUUAAUAUAACUACAGUGGAAGACCAGUGACCCUCUCAGGACGAGGUCCUUAAGGCUUGAGUAGAAAAGGUAGGUUUUUGCUGAAAGCAUCGCUUCGUACCACCCGUUAGGAUCUAAUCAAAAACACUGACAGUUUGGAACUGUGUGACGAUGCUAUGCUGUUCUUUUUCGCCUAGUAAAAAUGUUCUCGUAACACAUGUAUAAAAUUUUUGUCUUUUGGCUGUGGUGUGAUGCUGAAUCGUCGAGAUUUAAUAUUUGCAUGCAUGCUCCGACAAGAGCCUUUUGUGAAUGGAUGAGAUUUUUUGGAAAAACAUUUUUCAAAAUUUUUUUGUUUUUGUUUUGUACAGGAAUUUUGUGCAAGUGUUUUGUGCUUAAUUUUGAUAUUCACGAUCAUGUUAAUCUUAAUUCUGAUGAAACAACAUGAUUGUGUCUAUUAAGACCUGGAACACACCUGUAACCUCACGGUGGAGCAGGAGUUCCCCUCCUGCAUUUACCCCAUCUCACACACACACACACACAACGCUGUACAGCUUUAGGUAGCUGCAGCCAGCAUACAGGAUCUGAUUUUUAUUUAUUUUAUUUACACCGUCAUGAUACGAAUAAAACAGAAGAUAAAAUACAUCAGCUCUCGUGUCAUUGAAAUCCACCGCAGCUGAAACUAUAUGAAGGUCUCUUAUCGUUAUGACAACGCAUCAAACCAUCAGCAUCACAUCUGAGAUCGAGGUAGUUGUUGGAUUGCUUACCAAAUACUGUGUAGAGAUCAAUGUUUUAGUAUUCUCCCAUGACCAUGCAGGAGGAUGAACACCCUUGUCCCAACUGUAUAUAUGUAUGUAAACUAUGUAAGUGUCUAUAUGUCUGUUUUCACUAUAACCUAUGUCUAUAUACAUAAAUAAAAGGGUUUAUUAACUUACUGGCUUA